This is a messenger RNA of Marmota monax (woodchuck), 3252 nucleotides long. It is a transcript of the gene Abtb1, whose product is annotated as ankyrin repeat and BTB domain containing 1. The coding region runs from base 80 to 1516 and encodes 478 amino acids. Gene Ontology annotation, molecular function: protein binding. Gene Ontology annotation, cellular component: ubiquitin ligase complex; cytoplasm. The record is from RefSeq and is a predicted model, not a curated record. NCBI's taxonomy places the organism in Eukaryota, Metazoa, Chordata, Mammalia, Rodentia, Sciuridae. The transcript has 12 exons.
GCGGCGCAUGUUUACGUCCCGCCGGGCGCGCCGCGUCGCCGCCUGAGGUUGUUCGGCCGGGGUCCGAGCUUCUCGCACCAUGGACACCAGCGACCUGUUCGCCAGCUGCAGGAAAGGGGACGUGGGCCGCGUGCGGUACCUGCUAGAGCAGCGAGACGUGGAGGUAAACGUUCGCGACAAGUGGGACAGCACCCCCUUAUACUAUGCCUGCCUCUGUGGGCAUGAAGAGUUGGUCCUCUACCUUCUGGCCAACGGAGCCCGCUGUGAGGCCAAUACCUUUGAUGGCGAGCGCUGCCUCUAUGGGGCACUGAGCGACCCCAUCCGCCGGGCUCUGCGGGAUUACAAGCAGGUCACGGCCUCCUGCAGGCGCCGGGAUUACUAUGAUGACUUCUUGCAGAGGCUCCUGGAGCAGGGCAUCCACAGUGACGUGGUCUUCGUGAUUCACGGAAAGUCCUUCCGCGCGCAUCGCUGCGUCCUGGGGGCGCGCAGUGCCUACUUCGCCAACAUGCUGGACACCAAGUGGAAGGGCCGGAGCGUCGUGGCGCUGCGGCAUCCGCUGAUCAACCCGGUGGCGUUCGGAGCCCUGCUGCAGUACCUGUACACAGGCCGCUUGGACAUCGGAGUGGAGCACGUCAGCGACUGCGAGCGCCUGGCCAAGCAGUGCCAGCUGUGGGACCUGCUGGGCGACCUGGAGGCCAAGUGCGAGAAGGUGUCGGAAUUCGUGGCCUCCAAGCCCGGCACGUGCGUCAAGGUGUUGACCAUCGAGCCCCCGCCCGCCGACCCCCGGCUCCGGGAGGACCUGGCGCUGCUGGCCGACUGCGCGCUGCCCCCCGAGCUACGGGGCGACCUCGGGGAGCUGCCCUUCCCCUGCCCCGACGGCUUCAACAGCUGCCCAGAUGUCUGCUUCCGCGUGGCCGGCUGCAGCUUCCUGUGCCACAAGGCCUUCUUCUGCGGCCGCAGUGACUACUUCCGGGCCCUGUUGGAGGACCACUUCCGAGAGAACGAGGAGCCUGCGGCCUCUGGGGACCCCCCGGUUGUCACCCUGCAAGGCAUCUCCCCCGAGGUCUUCACGCACGUGCUCUACUACGUGUACAGCGACCGCACCGAGCUGCCCCCCGAGGCGGCCUAUGACGUGCUGAGUGUGGCGGACAUGUACCUGCUGCCGGGCCUCAAGAGGCUGUGUGGCCGCAGCCUGGCCCAGCUGCUGGACGAGGACAGCGUGGUGGGCGUGUGGCGCGUGGCCAAGCUGUUCCGCCUGGCGCGGCUGGAGGACCAGUGCACGGAGUUCAUGGCCAAGGUCAUCGAGAAGCUUGUGGAGCGGGAGGACUUCGUGGAGGCCGUGAGGGAGGAGGCCGCGGCCGUGGCCUCCCGGCAGGAGACGGACUCCAUCCCCCUGGUGGACGACAUCCGCUUCCACGUGGCCAGCACCGUGCAGACCUACAGCGCCAUCGAGGAGGCCCAGCAGCGGCUGCGGGCCCUGGAGGACCUGCUGGUGUCUAUUGGCUUGGACUGUUGAGGCCAGGCCUGUGACCGGGCAGGCCUCCAGAUUGGGCCUCCCUCGGGCACGGGCGUGCGUGUGCGUCUGCGCGUGGAGUCUUCUUGCUCCUUGUACACUGAGAGCAUCAGGGUGGGCGGACGGGGCUCGCUGGCCCACCCAGGACCUGGGGAACCCUGGGGGGAGGGUCUCCGUGGCCACAGCCACCUCCUCCCCAAUGCACAAACCAGCUUCCAGGACCCCGGGCUGGGCACCACUCAGGAAAAGCCGGGGCAGGGGACUCUGGCCUCUCGGGGCCUCCCUCCCCGGGCAUCCGGCCCUGGCCCAGCCCGGUCCUGGCUUGCUUUGACCCUUCCCGCGUGUGGGGCCGGGCGGGAGGGCGGGGCAGCCUGUGUGGUAAUAAAGAGUGGCUUCGCGGCAGGUCCCCAGCCUGUGUCAGGGGACAGCUUGGGGAGGGGGGGGGCAGCAGAAGUGGGGCCCAGUGCAGAGGCUGGCCAGAGGCUCAAAGCCGACCUGGACGUCUCUGUGGGCCUCAAGCCUCCUUGGCCCUGUCUCUGCCUCCAUUUCCUGCCUCCACUGGCCUCUGACUGUGGUGGGCCUCUUUGGGCCUCCUUCCAGGAGGAUCAUUUUCCCUCAGCCUAGACCCCAUCUCCUCUCCAGGGAGCCCCUUGUGGCCCUUCCUACAAGGACUGUGACAUUUUAGUCUGAUGGCAAAACAUUUCCUGUGUGAAGCUGUCCAGGGCCCCAGGAGGUAGUGGGCCAUGGGGAAGGAAAUGAGGGGGUCAAUAUGGCAGAACUUCCUGUGGCCACGGAGCCCUCAGUGAGGCCUCUGAGUCCACGAGGCUACUCAGGCUGCACAGUGUGGGGUGAGGGGGCCCAGGGACACAGGACCAGCUGCGGCAUUGAGAGGAUUUCUGCUUAGUUUCUAUAAUGUGGAUUUUAGGGUUUCAAAACCACAUCUGACCCUCAUUUAACAUUUUUUGGGGGAAGGAGAUACUAGGGAUUUAAUCCAGGGGUGCUGGGGUGCUCUACCACUGAGCCACAACCCCAGCUCAUCACCACCCCCACUUUGUUUGAGGUAGGGUCUCAGUAAAUUGCUGAGGCUGGCCUCCAACCUGUGAUCCUCCUGCCUCAGCCUCCCCUGUUGUGAGGGUUAUAGGUCAGGGCCACCCUGUCUGGUUUCACAGCGCCUUCUAUCCCGAGUGAAAAGAUUUCACAGGUAUAAAAAUAUAAAAUAUUUAUAAAAUAAAAUAAAUAUAAAAAUAAAUCAAGGGGCUGGGGUUGUGGCUCAGUGGUAGAGCACUCACCGAGCAUGCACGAGGCCCUGGGUUUGACCCUCAGCACCACAUAAAUGUAAAAUAAAGAGAUUGUGUCCACCUAAAGCCAAAAAAUAAAAACAUUAAAAUAAAAUAAAAAAUCAGUGGAAAAAAGGCAAAUAAAAACUGAAGAAAUAAAGUCUGGCACUAAAAUGCAAGGAGGGCUUCUCAAGAAGGGGAUCUGGAAUGAUCAGAGCAGGAGGGACCCAUGCAGACAGAGGGUCUGUUGAGACACAAGUGGGCCAGGUGCUGUGGCCCACGCCUGUCACCGCAGAGACUCGGGAGGCUGGGGCAGGAGGAUCGCGAGUUGGAGGCCAGCCUCAGCCACUUAGGGAGGUCCUGAGCAACUCAGCGAGACCCAGUCUCUAAAUAAGAUCUGAAAGGGUGACUUGAAGUCAACAUGAAUCAAUAAAACUGUCCCUGCGUUUGGGUACAAGUUGA